UCUGGAACUUGGAACCCUAAGUCGGUUGUUCCGUUCCCAUCGUCAUCGUCAUAAUAUCGCCGCGCGGCCACCAAGAUGUAUCUCCAGUUCUACAUCAAUGAGAAUGGCGACAAGGUCUACACCACGAAGAAAGAAUCACCGCUGGGGAUGGCAACACAAUCUGCUCAUCCAGCUCGUUUCUCUCCAGAUGACAAGUAUUCUAGACAGCGGGUUCUCUUGAAAAAGCGAUUCGGGUUGCUUCCGACCCAGCAACCACCUCCAAAGUACUGAGUUUCUGCGCUUUGCAGUUGCAUUAUCGCAAAGCAGUAUUCGCAGUGAGUGCACAUCAUACGUUUCAGAAUGGUUGUACUUGACAGGAUCUUACUUGUUGAUGCAUAAAACUGUAGAUCAUGAUGGUUAUGCACUAUUUAUUAGUAAACUUCAUGCAUGUGAUAAGACUACUAAAUGAGCAUACUCAGGAGUGCCAUAUACUUAAAAAACAUUUUUCUUGAAACUUCUAAGGUAGUGAGUUUCUUUCAGCAGUUUCUAAUAAACAUGAAUGUGACUGCGCACAGUCCAUUAGG
Molecule: messenger RNA, 563 nt
Organism: Musa acuminata subsp. malaccensis (wild Malaysian banana)
Lineage: Eukaryota; Viridiplantae; Streptophyta; Magnoliopsida; Zingiberales; Musaceae
Product: H/ACA ribonucleoprotein complex subunit 3-like protein
Biological process (GO): ribosome biogenesis; rRNA pseudouridine synthesis; snRNA pseudouridine synthesis
Cellular component (GO): box H/ACA snoRNP complex
Molecular function (GO): telomerase RNA binding; snoRNA binding
Source: RefSeq, a predicted model, not a curated record